Messenger RNA from Centropristis striata (black sea bass), 3398 nucleotides. It is a transcript of the gene foxa1, whose product is annotated as forkhead box A1. Gene Ontology annotation, molecular function: DNA-binding transcription factor activity, RNA polymerase II-specific; protein domain specific binding; RNA polymerase II cis-regulatory region sequence-specific DNA binding. The record is from RefSeq and is a predicted model, not a curated record. Lineage: Eukaryota; Metazoa; Chordata; Actinopteri; Perciformes; Serranidae. Gene Ontology annotation, biological process: regulation of transcription by RNA polymerase II; cell differentiation; anatomical structure morphogenesis.
AUGCUGGGCACGGUGAAGAUGGAAGGGCACGAGGCUCCGGACUGGAGCGGAUACUACAGCGAGGAGGUGUACUCUCCAAUGGCAGGCAGCGGGAUGGGUUCUGGACUCGGGAUGGGCUCCAUGUCGGGCUACAUGACCAGCAGCGGGACCACGUCAGGCUCCUUCAACAUGUCGUACAGUGGGACCGGUCUGAGCCCUACCCCGGUGGGUGGGAUGGGCCCGGCUCCGACGGCCAUGUCGGGUCUGGGUGGGGGCAUGGCCUCGAUGGGCGGGACUCUGAGCCCUUCCGGUAUGAGCUCGGUGUCGGCCCAGCAGGCCUCCAUGGGUCUGAACCCAUACGGGGGCAUGAGUCCCACCAUGAGCCCCGGCAUGGCGUAUGGCGGCGGUGGGCUGAACCGCGGCCGUGACAACAAGGCGUUCAGACGGAGCUACCCGCACGCCAAGCCACCCUACUCCUACAUCUCGCUCAUCACAAUGGCGAUCCAGCAGGCGCCCAGCAAGAUGCUGACGCUGAGCGAGAUCUACCAGUGGAUCAUGGACCUGUUCCCGUACUACCGGCAGAACCAGCAGCGCUGGCAGAACUCCAUUCGCCACUCGCUGUCCUUCAACGACUGCUUCGUCAAGGUGUCACGCUCUCCGGACAAACCGGGGAAGGGCUCGUACUGGACCCUGCACCCGGACUCCGGGAACAUGUUCGAGAACGGCUGCUACCUGCGGCGCCAGAAGAGGUUCAAGUGCGAGAAGAAGAUGUCGGGGAAGUCUGAUGGCAGGAAGGAGCAGGGGGGGGGGGGAGCGUCUCCCUCUGGGGACAUCAAACCUGCGGGACUCCUGGACUCCGCCUCCCUGCCAUCCUCCAGCCAGGCCGCCUCGCCACCCGGGCUGGACCUGCGGGGAGGCGUCAGCGGGCCGUCGGACCUGAAGGUGUCUGGCUCCCAGCUGCUGUCGUCGCUGUCGUUACCGCCGCACUCGAUGGCUCAUGAGUCCCAGCUGCACCUGAAGGGCGACGCCCACUACUCCUUCAACCACCCGUUCUCCAUUAACAACUUAAUGUCGUCCUCGGAGCAGCAGCACAAACUGGACCUGAAGGCCUACGAGGCGCUGCAGUACUCAUCCUACGGCACCGGCGGCAGGACCAUGGAGCCCCUGGAGGCCUCCUACUACCAGGGGGUCUACCCCAGACCACUCCUCAACACCUCGUAGUACCGCUGCACCUGCCGGACUCUCUGCAUGCAGCCGUCCUGGACUUCCUGUCAGGACUUCCUGUCUGGACUUCCUGUCUGACUGUGAUGAACUGGAUCGACUAAACUGAACUCACUGUGACAGAACCAGGACCCAGUUUACACUGACCCUGAUCCCAGGUCUGUUUCUGCUCCUACACACCGAGUCACGAGUCACCAACAAACUGCACCCAGUCACCAACACAAUCACGACUCACCAACACGAGUCACAAUUCACCUGCAAGCCGUGUUCUGCGGUGCAGUCUGACCUGUCGCUCUGUCCGGAGGGCCGGCAGGUCAAAGUUAGUUUAUAAAAACAGAUAAAAGAAUUCUUGAAACUAAUGAACAUUGCGACUGAUUUGAGUGCAAAUUAAAAAAAACAUUCAGGAAACAUUAAAAAGUAUAAAAUCAUCUUAAAGAAAUUAUCAAAAAGCUGUUUUAGUCAAAUAUUCUUCAAACAGACACAAAGUUUAAAUCUUCACAGAUGAACUAAAAGCUGCUGAACUUUAUGAGAUAAAACGAGUUUAACGUUUGACAUUUUGACCAUCGCCAUCUUUGUUUAUUUGCAGCCUGCACACAUGCAGAAUGGAUCCGUCACCAGCUUAUGCUAACGAGUUAAUGUUAACGAGCUUCACGAGCAGGACAGUCGCUUGUCUGCCUCAAGUCUUUGAGUCUUUGAGUCAGUCUGAGAGAUAAGCUGCCUCAGCGUGCAGGGCGUGAUCCUCCUCUUCCUGUCUGAAUAACCACGAUGAGAAAAUAAAUUAAAAAGUUAACGUAAAGGAGCCGUGGCCUCAGAGGGGCGGGGCCAGCGGGGCUUAAAUCAUGUUCAGUCUCGGGGUCAAAGGUCACUUGACAGAUAUUAGGUGUAUAUCAAUCCAUUAGAAUAUGAUGAAAAGUCCAUUUCCAGUAGUUCAAGUCAAACAGCCCCAACCAAGUGUUGAGUCAUAUAGAUGGACAUACUAUUCAGAGGCCAACAUUUCCAUAUUAAACAUACUUUUUAAAAUUGGUCUUAUGUAAAAAAAAUGUUUUUAAUUUUAGGUCUUAAUUAAAUGUAAGCCAUAAUCAUUAUAUUUAGAAGAAAUUAAAUAAAUGAAGAUAGGAAAUGUUUAUUCUGUGUGUAAUGGAUCUAUAUAAUGUGCUAUUUCACCUUUAUGAAUUGAAUUACUGACAAAAAUACUUUUCUAUGAUAUUCUAAUUUCUUGAGAUGCACCUGUAGUUCCUGUAGUUUUUGAUCAGAAAUAUGACAAGGAGUUUUUUUCUCCCACGACCUCGCCUGCAUCCUCACUGACCUCCGGAGGGGUCGCGACCCUCAGGCUGAGCCCCGCAGAUCAAAGGCACGGCUGUCUCCAGGCAGAUCAGAGUCUGAGGAACACAAAAUCAUGUUUCUGUUCAAUAUUAUUGGAAUCUGAGUUUAUACAUUUUGAAAACAAUUUUGAUACAUUUUUUAAUUCCUCAUUUGUCAGUAUUUUUCAUUUUUGCAUUAAAGAUGUCGAGAAAAAUAAAAUAUAAACUUUAAAAAAUAAUGUUGGACAGAAAACAAUAAAAAAACAAAAGCAUUAUUUUAACUUAAACAUGAAUAUUGUUUUGUUAUAUUUCACUUUUAUAUUUUAAACAUUCAAAUAAUUGUUAUUUUCAUUACUUUUUUGUCUCCUCAGGGCUGAAACUCAACCUAAACACGUUUCUGUGACUAAAAAACACUAAAAUAAAGUAUUUAUUUAUUUAAACAUUUAUUAUGAAUAAAACAACAAUUAUUACUGAUAGUAUUAUUAAAGUUAAUUAUAAUACUAUUAAUAAAUCUUUGCUUGGUGACUCUCACUCUGUGUGUAAAAGCAGAAACGUCUUCCUGAUGACAAUUAAACUCUUCUGUCCAUCACCGAUUAUUGAUUAUUAAUUAUUCUCACCAUGUGCAUGAAGUGGGAGCUCUUCUUCUUCUUCUGUGGAUCAAAGCAGCUGACAGACAGGCGGACCUCCUCCUCUUCAUCAGCCGACAGGUCUGCAGGGAGGAGUGAAGGAAGGAAGGAAAGAAGGAAGGAAGGAAGGAAGGAAGGAAGGAUAUUAAAGCCCCUCAGCUCGUCCUCGUUGUGUGUUUGUCGGUUUUUGCUGCAUGUUCUUCUUCUUCUUCUUCUUCUUCAUGUUCUUUAACUUAUUCUGUCAUUUUCAAAUAAAACACGGAAACUCUGA